Molecule: messenger RNA, 3229 nt
Organism: Oenanthe melanoleuca
Lineage: Eukaryota; Metazoa; Chordata; Aves; Passeriformes; Muscicapidae
Gene: ADCYAP1
Product: adenylate cyclase activating polypeptide 1
Exons: 5
Coding region: 808-1326 (172 amino acids)
Biological process (GO): neuron projection development; positive regulation of protein kinase activity; regulation of protein localization
Cellular component (GO): extracellular region; neuron projection; perikaryon
Molecular function (GO): pituitary adenylate cyclase activating polypeptide activity; neuropeptide hormone activity; peptide hormone receptor binding
Source: RefSeq, a predicted model, not a curated record
GGGUGGUGACGUCUUUUCUGAUACCCGAUUAUUACGUGACUGAGAAAAAAAAAAAAAAAGGCAUUUGAUUCAUGAAUAAAAAUCCGGACACCACUACGGGGGCAACAAACAAUAUUGCCCGUCCUCUAAGGUAACAAGCAGGCAAAUGUUUACGAAGAGGGCUCUUGCUGAAGCGGGUUGUUUGCAAAGAUUUUCUUGCUAAUUGCGUAUCAGACGGAAGGCUGCGGAAGGCUGGUCAAGUUUGGAGCCACCGAGCAGGAGAAGAAGAGAAGGCUGAAGGCGCUCAGUGAGGGGAGAGAUCUGGGGAAGACAACAUCGCACGCAGCCAGCCCGUGGCUCCCGCCUCCGCUCCCUCCCGGACUCGCUCGCUCUCUUCCCUCUUCCCCAGUGCUCGGUUCUCCGGCGACAUCUCGCUCCAUCCCUUUCUCAAUUCCCUUGUAGACUCCACUCCAGAUCUGUGCUGCUGCCUGCAAACUUUUUUCCUUUAUCUUUUUUUUUCUCCCUCCUGUAUCUCUUUUUCUUUUUUGGAGUGGAUUGCCUAAAACCAGCAAACAACUAACUGCUGUCGCUUCUGCAUCUUCUGCAUCCCGCCGGUUCUUCGCCCAUCGGAGAGACGAUGUCACGAGGGUUUUAACUCUUUUUGGACGCAACUUGAGAGAGAUCUCGAUUUCUCCCCCUCCCCAUUUUGGGUGUUUAUUUUUUUUCCACCCCCCCAAGACCUGCCGUUUUAGUUUCGCAGCCAAACGCUCUCAGUGCCGGGUGUCUAGAGUUUAAUGCAGUUUCCUUUCCCUCCCGCACAGAGUGGCAAUGUGUAGCAAAGCGAUCUUAGCACUCCUGGUCUAUGGCAUAAUAAUGCACUGCAGCGUCUACUGCACACCUGCGGCCGGACUUCAGUACCCGGCGCUCAGGCUGGAGGAUGAAGUCUACGACGAGGACGGGAACACCCUGCAGGACUUCGCCUACGACCACGAGCCCCUCGGUAUAGCGAAUCCGUCCUCCAUGAUCGGCGAGAUGUACACCUUGUAUUACCCACCGGAAAAGAGGCACGCCGAUGGGAUCUUCAACAAAGCCUACAGGAAACUCCUAGGCCAGCUAUCUGCCAGGAAAUAUCUGCACUCCCUGAUGGCCAAGCGGGUCGGCGGUGCCAGCGGCGGCCUGGGGGACGAUGCGGAACCGCUGACCAAGCGGCACAUAGACGGCAUCUUCACGGACAGCUACAGCCGCUACCGGAAACAAAUGGCUGUCAAGAAGUACUUAGCAGCCGUCCUGGGGAAAAGGUAUAAACAAAGAGUUAAAAACAAAGGACGCCGAGUAGCGUAUUUGUAGCGAUGUGAGUAACCAGCCACUCCUGUGUAUACAAAGUCCUAAGAGAGAGAGAGAGAGAGAGAGAGAAAGAGAGAGAGAGAGAGAGAUAAACCCAACAACAACAACAAAAAAAUCUAAACAAAAACAAAAGUCAUUUCCAAACUGACUGAACAAUCACCGCUCCUGUGUUAUCUAAACAUGUAUUUAUGUAUGAAGUAAAGCCAUUAAAUGAAUAUUUUGAUAAUAAUAUUGUUUUUCUUUUGUACAAAAAGCACUAGAGAAACGCACAGAUCUACUUUGUGGACCAAUCAUUAAGUUAUAUAUAAUAUAUAAAUAUAUAUAUAUAAAUACUACUAAGAAUAGUAAAGAACAAUUCUUCAUGAAAAGCCUGCACAAGAACAAGAAUUCGCCUGAGCUGUUUAUGUUUUUAUAUAAAAUAAAUAGAAAAAAAGAGACAAUCAUUGUUUUGAAUAUUACUCCUAUUUUUGUAACAGAAAUUAAAAGGAUAGUAUUUUUAUCCGCGACAGGGUCGAAGACAUUAAUUUUCACCAUUUGCUACUGUACAUAGAGAAGGAUGACCUGCUCCCAGGGGGAUUAUGAGGAAAUUGAUUUGGGAGAAUUGGUGAAGCAGAUUCUUCCCCUGGUGAGUCUCAAGGCAGGCUCCUUUGCCACUAGCCUCUCUGAAGGGGCAGCGUCCCCUUUCUUCUAGAUUUCGAUUAUUUUUUUUUCCUCUCCUGCUUUCUUUGAUUCCAGUUUUAUCUCUAUUAAUGUAUCCUCAAACAAUGAGCUUAGAGGAUAAUUAUCUUGUGAAAACAACAGCUCGAUCCAAAUUGUGCAUCUCUGUUGCCUAUUGGAGGGAGAAAUAGUUUAAAACCCCAAAACUAAAAUAAUAAUAACAAAAAAUAAAUUAAAUAUAAAACCAAAAAUAGCCAAACUCAAAACCCCAACCCCAAAAUCCCGAACCAGCAGCAAGGGUAGUAAGUACUAAGCCCCGUGCACUGCUCUUCUGGCUGUCUGGGCAGAGUUGCAGAACAAAGCCAAAGCAGAGACAGGACCCGUUUGGAAAGAAGUGGGGAAGUGAGCGGGGGCGGCCCCCGGCGCGCCCCGGGGCCGGAGCCGGUACCGGAGCCGGUGCCGCAGGGUCGAGGUAAGAGGUAAGACGAGGCGAUCCCACCUCCGAUCCGCUACCCAACUGCCCCGGGCAGCUCGGUACUGGACCUGGAUGCAAAGUACAGUGUGUUACUCUCCAGUGCUGUCCAUGCUUCUCAUCAUGUGUAAUAACGAGCAGGGUUCUCGUCUUUGCAUUUUUCGGUCGGAGUUGCUCUUUUCUUUGAUUGCUUUUUCUUGUAGGACCUCCCGCCUCUCAUCCUCUCUUCGAACUUUUCCGAGCUCUGUUUAACCCACUUGAGUCACCUUUUUGGGUUAUGUUCUUUUUGGAAAAAAAAAAAAAAAAAAAAAAAAGAUUGUGAACGCUCUCUCACUCCUUUGUUCUGUUUUAUGCAAGCUCUUAUUGUACAAGUUUAGGAACCCCUGUUGUAGCUACCACUAAAGAAUUAUGCACUACUACGAAAGUUUUUGUUCCUUGUUUAUUGAGUUUGGAGGUAAAAUGUAUUUUUCUACAUUCUGGCUUAUUGCUUAGUAAAAUUUAUUUCAUAAAACAAACUUUUGUCAUAAAAGAAUGUGUAGUGUUCACCUGUGGUCCGGUUUCUAACGAGAUAAACCAUUUUCACCUCAUCUCUCUAUGUACGGACUCCUAUCUUAGCGUCUGCCCGGGGGCUGGUCCCGUCCCCCGCCCGGGCCGGGAGCGAAGGAGGACGCGUAGGUACCCGCUCCCUUCCAGCUCACCACACAAACCUUACAGGAGUCUUUCCAAAGACACAAAACGAGCCCCGCAUUCAAGACGCCGGAAAGCAGCCCCCCAACC